GCCCCUUCAGCGGCUGAGCAUUGGCCGGAAAACUUUGGUCGCCGGGGCCAUCGGCGUGGUGAUGAUCCUGAUCCUGGUGAUCCUCAUUCCGGUGCUGGUGAGUUCCGUGGGCAUCGACGGGCACUACGAGAUGCUGGGCACCUGCCGCAUGGUGUGCGACCCCUACCUGGGCAAGACCACCACCAGCGCCAGCAGCAUCAGGAGCGAGGGCGCCGAAAGCCUCAGCAGCAGCAGCAGCAACGACCACAGCGGACUGCCCCCGCCGUCCACCCUCGUCCAGGGGCCCCAGGGCAAGCCGGGACGGCCGGGCAAGCCGGGGCCUCCGGGGCCUCCGGGGGAACCGGGCCCCCCAGGCGCCAGGGGGCCCCCUGGCGAGAGAGGAGACCCUGGGAAAACCGGUCCGCCUGGCCUGCCCGGGCCUGGGCUGGGCACGGGGGCCAUCAGCGCGGCCACCUACACCAUGGUGCCCCGCGUGGCCUUUUACGCCGGCCUCAAGAACCCGCACGAGGGCUACGAGAUCCUCAAGUUCGACGACGUGGUGACCAACUUGGGGAACAACUACGACGCCGCCACGGGCAAGUUCACCUGCAACAUCCCGGGCACCUAUUUCUUCACCUAUCACGUCCUGAUGCGCGGCGGCGACGGGACCAGCAUGUGGGCAGACCUGUGCAAGAACGGGCAGGUGCGGGCCAGUGCCAUUGCGCAGGAUGCUGAUCAGAACUACGACUAUGCUAGCAACAGUGUCAUCCUGCACCUGGAUGCCGGGGAUGAAGUUUUCAUCAAGCUUGAUGGAGGCAAAGCCCACGGGGGCAACAACAACAAAUAUAGUACCUUUUCAGGUUUCAUAAUCUACUCAGACUGAGGCUAGAAGGAGCCCUACUGACUUCCAGCCCCCUGGACUUCUCCAU
This is a messenger RNA of Candoia aspera, 908 nucleotides long. It is a transcript of the gene C1QL1, whose product is annotated as complement C1q like 1. The record is from RefSeq and is a predicted model, not a curated record. Gene Ontology annotation, molecular function: protein binding. The coding region runs from base 62 to 862 and encodes 266 amino acids. The transcript is spliced from 2 exons. NCBI's taxonomy places the organism in Eukaryota, Metazoa, Chordata, Lepidosauria, Squamata, Candoiidae.